ACGCGCGCCUGACGUCUUUUAGUUUACGCGCGACUCUCUGGGCACAUUUCCUGAUAUAAUAAAGUGUUGCAGUUAUUGAUAAAAAUUGCUAAAACAAGAAUAAGUGAAAGUGAAAUAAUGAAAUUUCUCCUAGAGGAAGAUGAUGAAACUUUAAGUGAUGAAGGAUCAGAAGUCUCUGACCACUUAUCUUAUGUGGAAUGUAAUGAGGAAUCAGAAAUAUCUGAAUGUAGACCAGAUGUGGAAUCUGAUGAAAAAAUGGAACAUUUAAACGAAGAAAGUAACUCGGAAGAGGAAAACAUUCCUUUGGCUGAUAGAGCUGCAUACUUCAUGGCACGUGGUAAUGUUACAAAAUGGAAAAAAUCAAAUAGUGAUAGAGUCAGGUAUCCACCCCAUAAUAUUCAGACUCAAGAGGUUGGUGCUCUUGGAAAAGGCAUGGGCGUAACAACAUCUAUAAAAGCAUGGGAUUUGUUUAUAUGCGAUAAAAUUAUAACGACAGUAGUAAAAUAUACAAACGAAUUUAUACAGAAAAAAGAAAGCGCAUACUGCAGAGUUCGAGAUUGUAAAACUACCGAUUCUGUUGAGAUUCGGGCCCUGUUCGGAUUAUUAUAUAUUGCUGGAACCUUACGAAUGUCUCAUGGAAACUUGGAGGAUGUGUAUAGUGAUGCUACUGGUCGAGACCAUACGGGUGUUUUAAAGUUUCUGUUGGAACAUACUAAAAAUGAAGAUGCUAAGGGGUCGACCUGCCAAGAAAUGGAUGCAGAGAAAAAACAGUUCCUCGCAUCAGCCUUAAAUAAUAUGACAACAGAUGUAAUGAAAGAGUUUCAAAGAGCAAUUUCCAUUUUAGAGGAUCAAGAAUCAACUGUUGCUAAUAAAGUUAACGCUUUGAAUGUAAUUAGAGAGGGUAUUGACGAUAUAGAUUUUGCAAAUAGUUUUGUGAAGGCUGGUGGCUCAAUAUAUUUAGUCCAAAAUCUGACUCACACAAAUUGUGAAAUUAGAAGUUUAACUGCCUAUAUUAUUGCAGAAAUGUCACAAAAUAACCCAUUUUGUCAACAGCAUUUUGUAGAUGCAAAAACAAUUCCAGUGUUAAUUAAUUAUUUAAAUGAAUCUGAAGAGCUUGCAAACAGUGGCAUUCAUGCAGUAUCAUCUUUAUUACAAAACUUUAAACCUGGUUUAGUGGAGUUUUUGAACGUAAAUGGGAUACAAAUACUGUUAAAAUGUUUAGAUAAAAACAAUUCAAGACUGUCUGUAAGAGUUUGUUUUUUAAUUGGAAAGUUAGCAGAACAAGACAAUUUGCGAGAUGAAUUGAUCGAAAAAUUAGCGAUUACUCAGUUGGUAAAAUGUCUACCUGUGGCUAUUGCUGAAUAUGAUAGCAGACUGGAGACUACACUUUAUGCACUUUCUGAACUUUCAAAGAGUAAUAAGUGGAUGAUCGAAGAAAGUCAAGAAGAGAAAUUAAAAUCAUUGACUACUGGCAUUGUUGAAAAUUAUGCCAUUGAAGAAGAAUAUGAGGAAAUCUAUCGACAUUCAUGUGCAAUUCUUCGUAAACUGGAUACUCAUGCAAACACUAGAUGAAAUGUAUGCAAAUUCAAAGAUUAAAUGGAGUCACGUUCGAAAUUGGAAUUAGUCAUAAAAUGGAGUUGUAAUAACUUAAAGAUAGUUAAAUAUACAUACAUAACCUAAACUUUUGUAAUUUAAUAAUAACAAUAAAAAAAUUCGUACGUUAAUCAAAAGUAAA
Molecule: messenger RNA, 1735 nt
Organism: Zeugodacus cucurbitae (melon fly)
Lineage: Eukaryota; Metazoa; Arthropoda; Insecta; Diptera; Tephritidae
Exons: 5
Coding region: 118-1572 (484 amino acids)
Source: RefSeq, a predicted model, not a curated record